This is a messenger RNA of Myotis davidii, 2963 nucleotides long. It is a transcript of the gene SANBR, whose product is annotated as KIAA1841 ortholog. The transcript has 21 exons. NCBI's taxonomy places the organism in Eukaryota, Metazoa, Chordata, Mammalia, Chiroptera, Vespertilionidae. The record is from RefSeq and is a predicted model, not a curated record. The coding region runs from base 40 to 2232 and encodes 730 amino acids.
ACCCGAGCUUGUGCGAAGCAGGGAGAGGACGUGAAGUGCAUGCUUAAAGCGCUGCUGCGUAUUAAAGUAGAAUUUUUAUUUCCUUUCCAAAAGAUGAGUCGUGGAUAUUCAGAAAACAACAAUUUCCUGAACAAUAACAGCCAAAUGGUGUUGGACAUGCUUCUUUAUCCAUUAAUUGGAAUCCAUCAGACGAUUAACUGGGAAACUGUGGCAAGGCUUGUUCCUGGAUUAACGCCCAAAGAGUGUGCAAAAAGGUUUGAGGAACUAAAGAGCAGUGGAAGCUCACCUGUUGACAACCGGUAUAGUCCCCUAAUGGCUGGAGAGAGUCCUGUUGAAACUUUAGCCACGUAUAUCAAAUCCUCACUUCUUGACACACACGGAGAAUUUCAGGAGGCUUCUGUUGAUCAGGAUGCAGUUUCCAAAACAGCUUCCACAAGGAAUUGUUCUUCAGAAAGUGAAAAUUGUACUACUCGUAAUGGUGGAGCAAAGACCGAAGAAUCUGAAGGGCCAAAUAUGGUGAUCCAUGUAUGUGAUGAAGCAAAAAAUUUGAAAGAAGAUUUUAUUUGCCCACGAGACCUUUUGAUAUCAGAAAUGAAGUACUUUGCUGAAUAUUUAUCUAUGGAUGCCCAGCGCUGGGAAGAGGUUGACAUUUCAGUUCACUGUGACGUUCAAAUUUUCAACUGGUUGAUAAAAUAUGUUAAAAGGAACACUAAGGAGAAUAAAGGUUGUGAGAUGCCCACUUUAGAGCCAGGAAAUGUCAUUUCAAUUCUUAUUUCUUCAGAGUUUUUGAAAAUGGAUUCAUUGGUUGAACAAUGUAUUGAGUAUUGCCACAAAAAUAUGAAUGCCAUAGUAGCUACGCCAUGCAACAUGAACUGUAUUAAUGCAAAUCUUAUCACACGUAUAGCUGAUCUGUUCACACACAAUGAGGUUGAUGACUUAAAAGACAAGAAAGAUAAGUUUAGGAGUAAACUGUUUUGUAAGAAGAUUGAGAGACUAUUUGAUCCUGAGUACUUGAACCCAGAUUCUCGGAAUACUGCAGCAACGCUGUACAGAUGCUGUUUGUGUAAGAAAUUUUUAACAAAAGAAACAGAAAGAAGAAUUUCUUGCAUUCCUGGAAAAAUCAAUGUGGAUCGACAUGGAAAUCUUGUGUAUAUUCACAUAAGAGAUAAGACUUGGGAUGUUCAUGAGUAUUUGAAUAGUCUUUUUGAAGAAUUAAAAUCUUGGAGAGAUGUAUAUUGGCGCUUGUGGGGAACAGUCAACUGGCUAACUUGUUCGAGGUGUUUCCAGGUUUUCCUCUGCACAGAAUUUUCACAUUGUCAGUAUCACUCAGAAGCGGUGAUUUAUCCUCCUGCAGCCAGUUCACUUAGUACUGUGGGCACUGGAAUUUAUCCCUGCUGUAACCAGAAGGUCCUUCGGUUUGAUCCUACUCAGUUUACAAAGGGUUGUAAAGUGAGGGACCACAUAGUUGCUCUUCAUGAUCAAGAUGAAGGUGGAAGUUCGCUGUCCUAUCCAACUGCUAGAAUACUGGAGGAUCUGCACAAACACAAAGAUGUCAUUGUUGUGCCUUUUUCUAAAGAUACAGUUAGUGAUUUUGGGGUUGGUCCCUAUGAUGAGAAGGGUCUGGACUGUGAUAUUUUACUGGAGCCAAAUACACCAUGGGGCCCCAAAAGUGGGGAGCUCAAUGCUUUUUUAUCACUGAAAAACUGGACUCUGCAACUGAAACAACAGUCAUUAUUUUCAGAAGAGGAAGAAUAUACCACCGGAUCUGAGGUCACUGAAGAUGAAGUUGGAGAUGAAGAAGAAGUAUCCAAGAAACAAAGGAAAAAGGAGAAGCCAAAGAAGUUCACUAAACAACCAAAAAAGCAGAUGUCUUCACCCUGUGGUCAGAGGAAAGAAAAGACACCGGAGAAGUCAACUUCUAGAGAUGUGUCUCCUUUCCUUGUGAGUAUGCAGAAGAAUAAGUGGGAUGUCACAAGAUCCUUGAGAUUCAACCAGGAUGCACAAAGAGAAGAUGAUCAGCGACGGAUGUCUGAGAUUACAGGGCACCUUAUAAAGAUGAGAUUGGGUGAUCUGGACCGAGUCAAGUCAAAGGAAUCAAAAGAAUUUGCAGGAGGUAUUUAUUCCAGGCUUGAAGCACAAAUCAAGGCCACAGUGCCAGUCAGUGUACGGCAGGGAAGCUCCGAGAAAAACACGAGGUCGAAAAACCGUUUUGGUCCAGGGCGUCCUGCAUAAAACACCUUAGUGUGUAACUACAGAGGCAGCAGACACACCUCCGGACAUCCGAAGUUGCUCAUCUCUUGGAGAUCUUCAGAACGAUGACUUCUAAAUGUUUUAAGUUAUUUAUUAAUUAUUCUUGCAAACAUCAUAAAUCAGAAUGCUAAGGGAAGCAUAUAAUUAGGUCUUAUGAAAUCUAAUUGUAAAUAUGAAAUUCUUACCUAAUUUUCUUUUACUGUGAUGCUAGGCUAUAUAGAAAAUUAGUAUUUACAAAUUAGUUUAGAUUCCUAAUAUUAGUUUAUUUAUUUGAAAGAGAAGAGGCCUAAACUCUUGAGUAGCUAAGAUCUCUUAAGACCUUAAAAAAUUAGGCGAACACACCUGGUAGUGGUACCAUGCAUGUGCACCAACUUUGGCAUGUCUCCUAUGAAUUGUGGGGUAGCGUUGAGCACUGCAGUUUGUGUGAUGAAAUUCUCAGUGAUGCUGAUUUUAAGUUUGCAUGAAUAUUAAGGAGGGAUGGAUCUCAAGACUGCAUUAAAUAAAGUGUCAUGGUGAGGUAUGUCUUGUGUUGGGCAGAAGGGUUAAAUGCUUUCAGUGUUAUUCCAUGGAAAGCACAAUGUCAAUCCAAUUUUUUUCCUUUUGUUUUUUAAUGCUUACCUAUUGGUCAUCUGAGCUGGAAUUACUGAUUAUUGACUCUUUCUCUGUAAGGCUAGUGCCAUCCUGAAUUUGUUAAAAUAACCAUUGAUAUUUUA